Molecule: messenger RNA, 1499 nt
Organism: Helianthus annuus (common sunflower)
Lineage: Eukaryota; Viridiplantae; Streptophyta; Magnoliopsida; Asterales; Asteraceae
Exons: 2
Coding region: 444-905 (153 amino acids)
Source: RefSeq, a predicted model, not a curated record
AAUUAAAGAGAAUUUUAUUAUCUUUAAUUUGGUGUAUUUUUUAUUAAAAAAAAUACUAUCGUAUGAAAAAGUUAUGCUCGUUUAAAAAUCGUGGUGGAAAAGAAAAAAAAAAGUAGGCGCGAAAACCUAUGGUACGACCUCGGACGCAAACUUUGAAUCUUAGACGCAAUAGUAAGGGACUGAGGCUACCACAGACGCGAAGCAUGUUCAUUUUCGCAAAUUUGACUGGUGAAUGUCCAUUUUCGUGAUUUUCCCUUUUUAUAAACUUCUGGUUUUAUGUAUUGAUGUUAUAUUAUAUAUAUUGGUGUAACGGUUUUCUUCUUGUAGACUGUCCCACAUACAAGGGAGUCAGUUCUUGGAAACGUGAAUUCGUCGGUUCAUGGUUUAGCUGGAUCAGAGGAUGCCCAUCAGGCAUCUGAGCAACCAAGAUUGAACUUAAAGCCAUGGUCACAGCCCCUUCAUCGGUUCUUGGAAACGUGACUUCAUCGGUUCAUGGUUUAGCUGGAGUCGAUGAUGUUGCUGUUAAUCAUGACCUUAUCCGGUCUCCUAAUAGGGUGAAAAAGGACAUUACUAGGGCCGGUAACCAACCCGUGUACCACCAAAACGGUAAACCCGACCCAUUCGACCAUCAUAGAACCGGGAAGACAAUUGAGAAACGAGAUGCAAAAAAAUCAGAUGCUCAACGAAGAAGCAACUGGAGAAACGAUAACCGCAAGAGCAGCAGAGACCUUGAGCAGCAACAGGAAAGACCUCCUCCACCUGAAACGUGGCGCAAACCUGUGGACCCUCCACUAGCGGUUGGAACCUGUUACGGAAAAGCAGCUUCUGCAGUUAAACUAGCCCAAGCCUUCUCAAAAUCGGUCUUUGAUCCAAAGGUGGUAACCACUGAUCGUUUCUCUAGCUAGAGAGGGGUUCCGUUUUCUCGGCUAACCAGCCAACCCACUACUAUACCUCAGAAUCUCAGAUCAAUGGACACUGAUUGUUAUACAAUGUGUUUGAUUCUUGAAUCUACUCCAUAGCGUCGGGCCACACCACCCCCUAGGCACUAUGGGCUGGAUUUUUCGAUUCCCGCGAUGAGUAUAACGGCAACAAUGUCGAGAGUUUCGGUAUUUUAAACCGUUGAUAGGGGGUUAUGGGGCUUCAUCCACUAUACACACGUGUUAUCAAAAUUCAACAUUGAUGCUUAAAUCCGGUUCUUUAAUAAAUUUCCUAUUUCAACUUGUUUAUACAAAAGUGUGUAUAUUACAACAGGUGUGUCCCCCCUCGUUGGGCUAAGGGACCACGAGUUUGUGGCGGGACAGGCGAUAACCAAGGCAGAGGCGGGCAAAGUAGCUAAACACGAAAAAGCUUGCAUCGAGAAUCAGCACGUGCUCGUCCCGUUCGCUUUCGAUACAUUUGGCGCUCUCGCCCCUGACGCGGUGCGGUUCCUAAAGCGGGUUCAACAGGUGGUAAGCAGUAACACCGCACAUGUUAAGGGCAGAAUUUUGUGUUUAGCAGGG